This is a messenger RNA of Triplophysa rosa, 4300 nucleotides long. It is a transcript of the gene pip5k1cb, whose product is annotated as phosphatidylinositol-4-phosphate 5-kinase, type I, gamma b. The transcript is spliced from 16 exons. The coding region runs from base 214 to 2301 and encodes 695 amino acids. Lineage: Eukaryota; Metazoa; Chordata; Actinopteri; Cypriniformes; Nemacheilidae. Gene Ontology annotation, molecular function: phosphatidylinositol kinase activity. The record is from RefSeq and is a predicted model, not a curated record. Gene Ontology annotation, biological process: phosphatidylinositol metabolic process.
CUGUGGUUUUAUGCAAAAUCGCCGCUGACGUCACUCGAAAGACGAUACUCGGAUGACGUCGCAGACCUGUCCGGGGCCGGUGACGUCUCUCUCGCGCGGUGCGACAGCUGGAGGGAGCGUGGAGCAAGAGCACGCACGGCACCGCAUCGGAUCGCGGCACGGAUCAUGAUGCGCGCUUCGUUAUCGUGAUCGUUGUCAAGCUCGACGGAUCUGAUGGAGGGAGCCGCGGCGAGCUCGUCCGCGCUGUCGGAGGACUCGGACUCGGUGCUCGGCGCUGGCUUCGGGUUUGAGGCUGCAGAUCUCGACGCUGGUUUAAAGAAGACCUUCAUAACAGAGAUGCCGUCGUCAUCCUGCCAUUCCGGUUCUGGUCCAGAGAAGAAGAUCGGUCACAGGAGAGUAGAUGCGACCGGUGAGACCACUUACAAGAAGACGACCUCGUCCGCUCUGAAAGGAGCCAUUCAGCUCGGCAUCGGCUACACCGUGGGAAACCUGAGCUCCAAACCCGAGAGAGAUGUUCUCAUGCAGGACUUCUACUUGGUGGAGAGCAUUUUCUUCCCGAGUGAGGGCAGUAAUCUAACCCCAGCGCAUCACUAUCCAGACUUCAGAUUUAAGACGUAUGCUCCGGUGGCAUUCCGAUACUUCAGAGAACUCUUCGGGAUUCGACCGGAUGACUAUCUGUAUUCUCUGUGUAAUGAACCUCUGAUCGAGCUUUCAAACCCCGGUGCCAGCGGCUCUAUUUUUUACGUCACGCGGGACGAUGAGUUUAUCCUGAAAACCGUUAUGCAUAAAGAAGCUGAAUUUCUGCAGAAACUGCUGCCUGGAUACUACAUGAACCUGAACCAGAAUCCUCGCACCCUGCUGCCUAAAUUCUUUGGUUUGUACUGCGUUCAGUCGGGCGGGAAGAACAUUCGUAUCGUGGUGAUGAACAAUGUUCUGCCUCGUGUCUUCCGCAUGCACCUUAAGUUUGAUCUGAAGGGCUCCACACACAAGCGGCGAGCUUCUAAGAAAGAACGCGAAAAAUCCAAACCCACAUUCAAAGAUCUGGACUUCAUGCAGGAGGUUCAGGACGGUCUUCUGCUGGAUGUGGACACGUGCAAUGCCCUGGUGAAAACACUACAGAGAGACUGUCUGGUGUUGGAGAGUUUUAAGAUCAUGGAUUACAGUUUGCUGUUGGGGGUUCAUAAUCUGGACCAGGCAGAGCGUGAGCGGCAGGUGGAGGGAUCGCAGAGCAGCGGUGAUGAGAAGCGACCCGCCGCUCAGCGAGCGCUUUACUCCACAGCUAUGGAAUCUAUACUGGGCGGAGCUGCGUGCGGAGACUCUAUAGACACCGAUGACACAAUGGGUGGCAUUCCUGCUGUGAGUGGUAAAGGAGAGAGACUUCUGCUUUUCAUUGGCAUAAUUGACAUCCUGCAGUCCUACAGAUUGAUCAAGAAGUUCGAGCACACAUGGAAAGCUCUGGUUCAUGAUGGGGACACGGUUUCUGUUCACCGGCCGAACUUCUACGCUGAUCGUUUCUUUAGAUUCAUGAGCAGCACUGUGUUUAAGAAGAGCACAUCACUGAAAGCAUCUCCUGCUAAGAAGGGCCGCGCGGCACUGACGGUGCCCAAAUUCAGCGGCCCCGGUCCGGCCUGGUCUGCCAGUCAGCUGCCGUCAGAGAGAGAUGAGAACGCAUAUGAUCUGAGAGGAGCUCGAAGCUUUCCUGUGCUGGAAAACGAUGGUCUGCCGUCUUGCACCCCUCCAUCAUUUGAAGAAGCGACCACAGUGUCGGUAGCCACCACACUGUCCUCUAACAACUCUAUAUCUAUACCUGAACGCUCUCCAUCAGACACCACAGAGCACCCACGCUACAGGAGGUACACGAUGUCUUCUGUGAAAGACGCUGAGGGAAGGACACAGGAGGUGGUUGAUGUUCAUGAGGAGGUUCAACAGACCAUCACUGUACAGGUGGAGGUGAAGAGAGAGAGAGACAUUGAGGAACCGGAGGACGAAUCUCCUGACACCAAAGUGGAUGUCCCGACUCCAGCACCAGAGACUGAUGUUACUGACAACCUCCGACUAGAAACAACUCCUCCAACACACAUACCAUCAGCAUCAGUUACCCAGGCAACACUUCCUGAGGACACACAUACCCGAUCGACAACUCCCGUCAACACGACUGCAUCGCAGGAUCAGACGUCAGUGCAGUCCUGUACCUGUCCAGACCCGACGGCACAGAUCUCACAGUCUCACAGCCGUGAAUCACUGGAGGAGGAACUCGCACACUCAUCUGACAUCUGCUUCGUAAGUCUGAGACUGAACUGAGAGACGUGUGCUUUGUGUUUGAUUCUUUGUUUUUGUUUUUUGAGCGGAUGAUGGACAGGAUUGUAUGAUUGCGAUGAUUUGUGUCAGGUAUCAGCACACAUACAGGAGGACUAACAGGACUAAAGUCACAUUUUAUAAAAUGAAAAAAAAAAAAAAAACAAGAAAAGGAAUCUCAAUCAUUUGGACUCAGUUUGUAGAAAUGUGAAGUUUUCCCAUUUACACACACUCACAGUGAUGCAAACAUUAAGUACACACAGACACUCACACACACACACAUUUACACGUGCCUGUGAUGUUUUCCUCUGUUCAUCUCUGUCAGGGGUGUGAGGGAAGAACCCAAUUGCAGGCAGCGGUUAAGGGGUUAACAAACAAGGAUUUAUUAAACAAAACACAAAACAAAGACCCAUGGGUGGGUAAAACAACUAUAACAAGGGGAUAAUACACAGAUAACUCAGGAACGUAAACUAACUAACACUGGACUAAAACAACACUUGACAAAACUUACACUAGACUAGACUUGAAUAACUCACAGGCAGGAACAAGACAUAACGUCGCAUGAUGCAUGGAGCAAGACAAACGAAUCGUACAAAUCGAGCAGAUCAAACGAAUUGUGCAAAUUGAGCAGAUCAAACAAUUGGUACAACUGAUACAAAACAAACAAGCACAGGACAGAAGACACAAGGGCAUAAUAUAGGGGAACUAACAAAGGAUAAUUAACAAGGGACAGGUGUCUGGGAUGAAACACUAAUGGAAAGCUAAACGAGAGGGGCGGGGCCAAAGACGAGACCAUAGAGAACGCACAUUAUGUCGUAACAGACAAUAAUGUGCUUCUCUCCACACCAAACAAGAGGUUCUGCCAUGAUCCUGCCACAAGACCAAGAAAGACAUGACAUGAUGAGGCAGAAUGUCAUGUCCUCACAGCUGGAGAAAAUCUGACUCAUCACUUUAUUGUGUGUUCUUACAAUAUUGCCAAAGCGUUAAACAUAUAACAAAAAGACAUACAGUACAAUCAGUACAAACAUUACCCUGAAAUUAAAAUUAGGUGCUAAGUAAAAGAUACCAUAUAGAAUGAAUCAUAAAAUAAACUAUAUGUAAAUAAACAAGUUGACUGAAAUAUAAACAAAAUGUACAUUUGUUCUCUCUCUCUCUCUUUUGUGUUUACAUACAGUAUCACAUGUUUAAAAUCAAGGAUUUGAUCAUAUCUGUUCUUUAUGAUCGUCUUCUGUAAACAAUCCUUUUAUUACAUCUUUAAAGAUUUAGCAUCAACAUGAAAUGUUGUAUUUAAACCCCAUAAUGUGACACAUUUCUGAUGAUAAAACGGUCGUGAUUCUUGAUGUUGAUUGGUCAAUGCAGUAUUGUGCUAGAAUCAGUAUAUAGUCAAGUUUGCUUUAUUGCUUUUAUUGCUUUAUUCACUAAUGCUUUAUUGCUUUAGUGAAACAGGAUUCAGAAAUGUGAGUUUCCUCUAUCAGGAAUGAAGCUAAUGUGGGGCUGAAUAUAAGAAGAACUGGUGAUGUUGGAGUAAAAAAAUCACAAACGUUCUCUUUUUGCUCAUCUUCUCUCUUGAUUUACUUUCAUUAAAUAUCAUCACACUUUUUUCUGGUACUUUCCCUUCUAUUCUGUGUGUGUGUCAGUAUGCUGAAGGCAGAUAUUGGCUGUAUUCUCCUGUUCUUCAGAGAAGAGCGCUGAGCUCCUGCAGUGUUGUAAGUGAAGUGUGUGUGUGUCUCCCUCUCUCUCUCUCUCUGUUUUCUGGGUUCUUCACUGCAGAGUCUCCCAACCUGACUUCACAGUCACAGAUGAGCUGUAUUGACACUCAGUUGAGGUCUCCGUUAUGUUUUACUGAAGAAGCUGAUUAGCCUGGCAUGUUUCUCUGAUGUACUGCUUUUAAAAAAGAAUUGAACGUUCACAUAAAUGUUCACACUGACACUUUUUUAAAUGCAGACUGGCGUCUUUCUUACUCUGAGCACAGUUUGAGACAUAGUUGAGAUCUCUAUUUCAAAUA